Ochlerotatus camptorhynchus is the source of this 763-nucleotide messenger RNA. Its product is annotated as UTP--glucose-1-phosphate uridylyltransferase-like. The transcript has 2 exons. Gene Ontology annotation, cellular component: cytoplasm. Gene Ontology annotation, molecular function: UTP:glucose-1-phosphate uridylyltransferase activity. Gene Ontology annotation, biological process: glycogen metabolic process; UDP-alpha-D-glucose metabolic process. Lineage: Eukaryota; Metazoa; Arthropoda; Insecta; Diptera; Culicidae. The record is from RefSeq and is a predicted model, not a curated record. Bases 74 to 763 code for a protein of 229 amino acids.
UAAGUUGUCAUCCGACAUCCGACUGAGACAGCUAAAUUCGUACACGUCAGGAAGUUUACGGUGCAAAGGCGAAAUGUUAGCAGUUGCAAAUGAACAGAAGGUCCGUGGACUCCAACGUGUCCCAUCAGACUCCAAGGAAUUCCACGAGGCUACCAAGCGCGAUGCGUUGAUUCGUUUGCGCAAGGAUCUGGACAAUCUGCUUCAGACUGCCGACGAUGUCAGGAAGUCAAUUCUGCAGAAAGAAAUGUGCGGAUUCGAAGCACUCUUUCAUCGGUUCUGGCAGGAAGAUGGUCCCUCGGUUGAGUGGGACCGUAUCCAAAAGCUACCGGAGGAUGCUGUAAAAGAUUACUCCAGUCUCAAAACUCCACAAGAAUCGGAGAUUUGCAAAAUGCUGAAUAGACUGGUCGUCGUAAAACUGAAUGGUUGUUUGAACGGACCAAAGAGUGUAAUCCCUGUUCGUAACGAUCUAACAUUCCUCAAUUUAACUGUGCAGCAAAUAGAGCAUUUGAACAAAAAAUAUGGAGCCAACGUACCACUGGUGUUGAUGCAUCCGUUCAAUACCGACGAGGAUACGGAAAAGGUCAUUCGCAAGUACAAGCGGUUCCAGGUUAAGAUCUACACAUUCAAUCAAAGCUGUUAUCCUCGCGUCAGCCGCGAUUCACUGCUGCCAGUUGCCAAGGAUUUCAAUAUUGAAACGAUAUCGAAGCGUGGUAUCAACGGCGCCGGUGGUGUAGUGAACUCUGGAUUGCUGAAAAGUUCCUAG